CAUUUUUUUUUGUGCGGGUCGGCGCUUUCCUCCGGGUCAUCACCAAAGAAGCAGACAUCUCAACUUCUCAAGCAGAAGAAGAGUGAGCAGAGUGAGACUACAGAGUGUUGUAUUUAUAGAGAGAGAGAGAGAGAGAGAGAGAGAGAGUGAGAAAAUCGAUCUCUCAGUAACGGCUACUUUGAUGGUAGUGAAAUAGGAAAGACUGAUUUUUGACUUGGUUUGGUUGCUGGUACAGGAAUGGACUACGGCAAUCACAAUAGUGAGUCAUGGGAUUGGCGCAGGGAGAAUUGCGGUCUCCAAAAGGAUCCCAAUCGUGACAUAUCUGAGUGCCUGUGGAAUGGAGUGCCUCAGAACAAAGAAGAUCUUUCCUACAUGUAUGAUGAAACAACCCCCAUCAAGGCUUGCGGGGAUUUGGCUUACCAUGUUGCUCCUAGUGAGAAUAUGAACAAGGAACCAGAAGAAUGUAGAGAAACUUCUUCCCAAGUAAAGAGGCGUCGGAUGCUACAGUUCAACAAUCAACCUCUGGAUCCUUACUGUUCUAGUGAAGAGAGGUCAUCUGCAUUCCUUAAAUCAAAUGAGAGGGAGGAUUCAAUUGAAGAGGUUUUCCCUGAAUCACCACAUUGGGCUUCUAUGCUUCCAGGAAAUGUGUCUGCCUCCGAUCAUGAGAGCUUCGACCCGUCAUAUGAAGAGUGGUUUGCAGGGUGCUUAAAUGAGACUGAGAUGAAUUUCAACGCUGAUGACAUGAAUUUAUCUGGGACAUCUGAUAUUCAGUUCGAAAUUGCAGACGUAUAUGACUUGACACCCGAGUAUGAAGCUAAUGUGGCUCAACAGUGUGUUACUCGAACUCCCCAAAAAAUUGUUUUUAAAGGUAGGAAGUCUUAUAUACGGACCCCGACUAAGUUGGCUACUUCUGUUGCCUAUCCAUUUGCCUUCAUUAAACCCAGUGGGGCCCAUGGAGAUGUAACUCUGAAGGAGAUAAACCAGCGGAUCCGCACUCCGCCUCCUGCAAAAUCGAAGCAAGAUAAUGAAGACCCUGUUGUUUCUUACCCCACUUCAGCUUUCUCUGGGAAGCCUGUAGUUGGGAAAACAAAAAUUCGCACUGAAGGAGGAAAAGGCAGCAUCACAAUUAUGAGAACUAAAGGUUGAAUGAGUAGACGAGUGUUCUUCUGGACUUCACCUUUUGUGGCCCUUCCAUCUUUCCCCUUUAUUUCCUGGGGGUUUGAGUUUUGCUGUAAUAUUCCAGGCCAUCAAGUAUAGAAAUUGAUACUUGUAUUUUUUUUUGUUGGACUGGUUUCGGAAUUGUUAGAUUAUGUCAUCAAAAGUGUUUAUGUUUCCUAGUGGUGCGCAAGGUGUCAAAUAGCUGUUGUCUUAUAAUGUUUGACUUUGAGCUAAGAUUGUAAUUAGAAUCUUGAUAUCUAA
This is a messenger RNA of Alnus glutinosa, 1419 nucleotides long. RefSeq names its product protein XRI1. The transcript is spliced from 9 exons. Gene Ontology annotation, biological process: male meiotic nuclear division; female meiotic nuclear division. Bases 238 to 1146 code for a protein of 302 amino acids. The record is from RefSeq and is a predicted model, not a curated record. NCBI's taxonomy places the organism in Eukaryota, Viridiplantae, Streptophyta, Magnoliopsida, Fagales, Betulaceae.